Leptopilina boulardi is the source of this 2016-nucleotide messenger RNA. RefSeq names its product histone acetyltransferase KAT8-like (gene mof). NCBI's taxonomy places the organism in Eukaryota, Metazoa, Arthropoda, Insecta, Hymenoptera, Figitidae. The coding region runs from base 71 to 1438 and encodes 455 amino acids. Gene Ontology annotation, biological process: regulation of DNA-templated transcription. The transcript is spliced from 6 exons. The record is from RefSeq and is a predicted model, not a curated record. Gene Ontology annotation, molecular function: histone acetyltransferase activity.
UUAGUGUGAAUUUUGCUCGGCCGGCGAUUGCGCGUGGUCCGUGGUUUCUGAAUUUGGUGUCGCCUCGAAGAUGGCGGAUGCAGAACAUCGAACAAAGGAGGAUUCAACGUCGGCGUCAAAAGAAACGAUGGUGAAGGAAGAAAAACGUGAGAACAGUUUGACAAAUGGUGGUAAGGGCUCGGGGGACGAUGCAGACAGUCUCGAGGAAUUACCAUUGGACAUUGGGGAGCAUUAUUUAGUCCGUAGAUCCGAUGAUUCUUGGCAUCCUGCCGAAAUUAUUCAAACACGUUAUAAUGAAGGGGAAAGUCAUUAUGAAUAUUAUGUUCACUACGAAGGUUACAACAGACGAUUGGAUGAGUGGGUUCCGAGAGAUAGAAUUAUGUCCAGUAGAUUUGACAUGAGCGAUCGCUCGUGGAAAAAUAGCGACAGAAAUCCAGCGACUGAUUUACUCGCAGAUUCAACGGAUCGAAAAAUUACUAGAAAUCAAAAAAGAAGACACGACGAAAUUAAUCACAUACAAAAGACUUAUGCAGAAAUGGAUCCAACAACUGCGGCAUUGGAAAAAGAACACGAGGCCAUCACCAAAGUUAAAUAUAUCGAUAAAAUACAAAUAGGUAAAUAUGAAAUUGACACCUGGUACUUUAGUCCUUACCCGGAAGAAUACGGCAAACAACCAAAACUUUGGAUUUGUGAAUACUGCCUCAAAUAUAUGCGUUUAGAAAAGACUUAUCGUUAUCACAUGAGUGAAUGCAUACACAGACAACCAGUAGGAAAAGAAAUUUAUCGUAAAGGAACAUUGAGCAUUUGGGAAGUAGACGGAAGAGAGCACAAGAUUUAUUGUCAGAAUUUGUGUUUACUUGCGAAAUUAUUCCUGGAUCAUAAAACAUUGUACUUUGACGUGGAACCGUUUCUUUUCUACAUCUUGUGUGAAGUUGAUAAACACGGAGCACAUAUUGUUGGCUAUUUUUCCAAAGAAAAAGAAUCUCCGGAUGGUAACAAUGUUGCGUGCAUUUUAACUCUCCCUCCAUUUCAACGUCAAGGAUAUGGCAAAUUGUUGAUUGCCUUCAGUUAUGAACUGAGUAGAAUUGAGCAAGCUGUUGGCAGUCCCGAGAAACCGUUGAGCGAUUUAGGAAAACUCUCUUACCGAAGUUAUUGGAGUUGGAUCCUUUUAGAGAUUCUCCGCGAUUUCAGGGGAACACUCAGCAUCAAAGAUUUAAGUCAUAUGACGAGCAUAUCGCAGACGGACAUAAUAUCGACACUUCAAAGUAUGAACAUGGUGAAAUAUUGGAAGGGGCAGCAUGUCAUUUGUGUGACACCGAAACUCGUUGAGGAACACAUGAGGAGUAGUCAAUACAAGAGGCCGAGAUUAACAGUUGACAGUAGUGCUUUACGAUGGGGUGCGCCAUUAAGAAAAAACAUUAAACCAGGAAAAAAAUAGCGUGAAAAUCUCACAGAAUUUUUAUUCUCAAAUUUACAAUUGUAAGCGUGCCUAGCGGACGAGUAUCUUUGGCCAGAUAAUCGUGAGAAAAUCUCAAAAUCCAUAGCGCUCGCUUUAAUGAAUUUCUUGCUGUUUCGACAUGCCCGGUGACAAGAAAAUAAAAGCAGGAAAAAAUCAUCAUUCAAUCGAGAAAAGAGUAAAUUCUUGAAAGAAUUUUAAACAACGAUACGUGGCGAGGCUUUGUUUUUUUUUGUUCUUUAUCACUCGUAAUGAACAAAAUUCUUUGAAAUUGCUUCUUUUGUCACGUGUUUAUAUCUGUGCUUUGUAAAGUUUAAAUGUUUUAAUCACAGAUUCCUUUAGUUUUUCUCUCUUAAUUUAGUUUGAUUAAUCUUUUCAAUUUUGUUUUCUGACCAAAAAGAGACCAGUUGUAAAGUCACGCGCGAUUAUUGCGCAUCGCUCGUGGUAAAAUUACAGAUGGACGACUUUCUCACCCAGUAUUACUGCGCAGUAGUGAUUUUCUUGUAUAAAUCCAUAACGAAAUAUGUUUUUCGUCAAUAAAAUGUCUGUCUUUUAGAAAA